AUGACGCGCGUCGCGUUAUCGCUCGCGCUGACGAUAUCCCUGCUCGCGGUCGUCGCGGCGGCACUGACCUACGAUGACGUCGCGGAGGCGUCCCGUUAUCUUCGAAUCUACGGCUUUCUGGAGAACGAGGAGAAUCAUCAGCAGUCGUCGCUAUUGGACAACGCGACCGCCCUAAGCGAAGCGCUAUCAUUGUUUCAGGAAUACUAUGGCCUGCCGGGAAACGGCGUUCUGGCCGUGGAAACGAUUCGCGUCAUGCGCAGGCCGCGAUGCGGCGUCGCGGACAUUCACGCUUACAGCCCGUUGACGAGAAAGUGGUCGAGGACGCAUCUCACGUGGAACUUCAAAUUAGCGAACAGAAAUACUCUGCGCACGACUCAGAGCGCGUUCGCUCUCGACAACGGGGGCUCGUGCCCGUCGCCGUUCGCGGGACCGGGAUCGGUCGUCGCUCACGCGUUCUUUCCGACGGGAGAGCCCAAUCAAGUGACCGAGGUGCACGUCGACGAGACGGAGCCGUGGUACAUCACGCUGACCAGGCCCUCGUCGGACAGGCUGUAUCUCUUUCAGACGCUGACGCACGAGAUCGGCCACACUCUGGGUCCGACUCACAGUAUGAGGGAAGAUUCGGUCAUGUAUGCGUACACGCCUUCGGAGGAAAGGCGAUAUCCGCUCAGGCUGAGCAUAGAGGACGUCAUAAACGUGCGAAAUCUCUACGGAUCGAGAGAGACGACGAUCCGAGAGAAUCCUACGAUCGUCGACGCUACUCCGACGACCGCGGCGACGACUACGACGACGACGACGACGACGACGGCCGCGGCGCCGCCGACGGCCGCGAGGACGGUUAAGCCGCCGCUCGCUCCCUCCGAUACCGCGGAUCUAUGCGCCUUGAAGCACGUAGACGGAGCGCUAAUCAUGAAUCGUCGCUUGUACGUCGCGCGUAAACGCAACGUGUGGCCCGUCGAUAUGAGGGAGAGACGCUACGGAGCGCCCUUCUCGUUCGCCGACUACUUCAAGUUCCUCCCCCGCAAUCUCACUCGCGUAUCGGCCAUGUAUCAGAGACCCUCGGGCGAUAUCGCGAUAUUCGCCGGCGACUACGUCUACCUCGCCGAUUCGAAUUUUCAUCUUAAAGCGGGAUGGCCUAGAUCCGUCGAAUACGUCGGAUUUCCCCGCGACGCUAGGAUAAACGCCGCGAUAAACACGCACGCCGGGCGCAGCUACGUCAUAUACAACGACGAUAAAAUAGCUGAGAUAAACGACUGCGCGAUGACCGUCGCGAGGCACGGCGCUCUGCGGAAUACGUUUUCCGGGAUACCAUCCGCGAUAACGGCUGCCUUCCGCCACGUCGGAAAUCUCUAUUUUCUGAAGAAACGCGAGUAUUACGCGUACAGCGAGUUCAUCGACGCGAUAAUCUCGGUCGGUCCCUUCGAUCUUAGUAUACUGGGAAUAGAAUGUCCAGCCGAUGGCAUUCUGCAUUGA
Camponotus floridanus (Florida carpenter ant) is the source of this 1473-nucleotide messenger RNA. RefSeq names its product matrix metalloproteinase-24-like. Lineage: Eukaryota; Metazoa; Arthropoda; Insecta; Hymenoptera; Formicidae. The record is from RefSeq and is a predicted model, not a curated record. The transcript has 2 exons. Gene Ontology annotation, molecular function: metalloendopeptidase activity; zinc ion binding. Gene Ontology annotation, cellular component: extracellular matrix. Gene Ontology annotation, biological process: proteolysis; extracellular matrix organization; collagen catabolic process. Bases 1 to 1473 code for a protein of 490 amino acids.